This is a messenger RNA of Conger conger (European conger), 632 nucleotides long. It is a transcript of the gene tmem244, whose product is annotated as transmembrane protein 244. NCBI's taxonomy places the organism in Eukaryota, Metazoa, Chordata, Actinopteri, Anguilliformes, Congridae. The record is from RefSeq and is a predicted model, not a curated record. Bases 2 to 595 code for a protein of 197 amino acids. The transcript is spliced from 7 exons.
AAUGCGCAUGAGCGGAGAACCAAGCGAGUGCUUGCAGUGGUGCUCUCGCUACAUAGUCAAACACAUGAUGCCGAAGAUCGAAAGUUUCUGCUGGUGUUGCGGGACCACUCUGAUCAAGCGUCAUGGACAGAUGUCAAUCAAGACCAAGAUUGUCGACACAUGGACUGUUCUCCAGAACUUGAUGAUAUGUUUUCUGUCAUUUUAUUCUGUGUACUACAUCAUUGUGAGUCUGUGUAUAGGAGUAUUCAGAGUACAUGAUGUUGAUACUCUUCUUGCACCCUUCGACUACACAACACAACCAUCAUGGCAAAAUCCAAAAUAUUUAGUGAGUGUAAUCUCCAUGGAACUGACGUACAUUGUGGCCGGCCUGAUGUUUGCGUGGAUUGUGGAGGAGUGGGUGUGGGACUACGCCAUCACCAUCACGUUGAUACACAUCGGUCUGACCAUGUGGGUAAUGUCAGAUUUCCCAUCGUCAGAACACUGGUGGAUCACGUUAGGCUGUGGAUUGCUGAUGAUGAUAUUCGGGGGACAACUUCUUGCCUACAAGCUAUUCAGAAAUAAUUUUGUGUAUCCAGCUGAACUCCAAAACUUCUAACAAUAAAUAUGUGUCAAACUGAGGUUUAUUAAGUUAU